This is a messenger RNA of Gilbertella persicaria, 825 nucleotides long. Its product is annotated as methionine aminopeptidase, merops subfamily M24. Gene Ontology annotation, biological process: proteolysis. The transcript has 6 exons. The coding region runs from base 1 to 825 and encodes 274 amino acids. Gene Ontology annotation, molecular function: metalloaminopeptidase activity. The record is from RefSeq and is a predicted model, not a curated record. Lineage: Eukaryota; Fungi; Mucoromycota; Mucoromycetes; Mucorales; Choanephoraceae.
AUGCCUCGUCGUCUUGUUCCUUCUCAUAUUGCUUAUCCACCUUAUGCAUUUCAAGGCACUUCUUCUCAUUGGGGACCUGAUGUUGCCAUGAUCCAGACUGAUCAAGAACACCAAAAGAUGUAUGCAGCAUGUCAAUUAGCCAAAAAGAUCUUACAACUUGGUUCUACCAUGUGUCAAGUAGGCAUCACAACCAAUACGAUCGAUCGUGUUCUUCAUCAGGCUAUAGUAGAUCAUGGUGCUUAUCCUUCACCACUCAACUACAUGGGGUUCCCCAAGAGUGUAUGCACUUCUAUCAAUAACGUGAUUGCCCAUGGUAUUCCUGAUGAUAGACCAUUAAAAGAAGGUGAUUUGAUUAACAUUGAUGUGACGGUUUAUUUGGAUGGCUAUCAUGGCGAUACAUCAGCUACUUUUCUAGUAGGACAAGUGGAUGAGAAAGGAAAGGCAUUGGUAGCAUGUACAAAAGAGGCACUAGAUAAAGCCAUUGCUAUUUGUGGACCUGGUGUUCCCUAUAAAGAGAUUGGCAGAGUGAUUUGUGAACAUGCUUCUAAGCAUGGAUUUACUGUAUCUGAUGAAUUAUCAGGACAUGGUAUUGGUAAAGAAUUCCAUAGUUUACCCUUGAUCUAUCAUCAUGUAGUCAAUGAUGAACAAGGCAGUAUGGUAUCAGGCACUACAUUUACUAUUGAACCUAUUCUAUGCCAAGGAUCAGCAACAGGUAUUAUGUGGCCAGAUCAAUGGACCAUUUCAACAGUCGACGGAGGCAGAAGUGCACAAUUUGAACAUACAUUAUUAGUGGAUGAUGAUGGAGUACAGAUAUUGACUGAAUAA